Raphanus sativus (radish) is the source of this 732-nucleotide messenger RNA. RefSeq lists its product as uncharacterized. Bases 1 to 732 code for a protein of 243 amino acids. Lineage: Eukaryota; Viridiplantae; Streptophyta; Magnoliopsida; Brassicales; Brassicaceae. The record is from RefSeq and is a predicted model, not a curated record. The transcript is spliced from 5 exons.
AUGAGGGAAGAGAGGCUAGUUUAUGCCAUAGAUCUACUUAGAGAAGAAGCCUUCAAAUGGUGGGUACAAGAAGAAGAUGAUAGGAGGUUUUACAAAGAGCCAACCAUCAAAACGUGGAGAGCUCUUAAGGAAGCCAUGAGACAUGAGUUUGCACCAGAGUUUACAAGUUCUGAAAUUAAGGAACUUUAUCCAAGGAGGUAUCCAACUCAUGGUUCCAAAGAAGCUAGAAAAGUUGUUGCACAAGAGAGUAAGAGAGGCUGUUCUCAACAAGCCAACUUGCAACCAAGCCAGGGGCACACCAUUGUCCAAUGCCUAGACCAGAAAAGUGACAUCCCAAAGGCCAUGGAGAGUAGAAGUAAUGUUAAGACAGGUCCUGAGGUCCAGCAAGAUCCGAACUCCACAUCCUUGUUUGAAUCCAAAGUUCACAAAGAAUUAUUUCCAAGGAACAAGGAGAUUUUAGACCUCAAAGAGGAGGACACAUCAAGCCAAGGAAUUAAGGAGCAAGAACUUAAAAGAGAAGACCCAGUUUACCAGCAUGGCAUUGCUAAAGAGGAGGAAGCCAUAAGGAUACCAGAUGAGAGCUCUAUGUGGUACCGAGACGUGGAGGAGAGAGCGACGUCGGAGCUGCCGCUCUUCACCAUCACUCGAUGCUGGAAUAUAUCCACCGGAGAUCCACACCGUUACCAUAUGAGCCGUACCAAACCACCAACGUCGAGAGAUCCGAGCAAAUGA